Molecule: messenger RNA, 1044 nt
Organism: Haliotis rufescens (red abalone)
Lineage: Eukaryota; Metazoa; Mollusca; Gastropoda; Lepetellida; Haliotidae
Product: fibril-forming collagen alpha chain-like
Exons: 2
Coding region: 1-1044 (347 amino acids)
Source: RefSeq, a predicted model, not a curated record
AUGGUGAGGUUGGAUGGUGAGGAGGGUGAGGUUGGGAAGCAUGGGAAGGAUGGUGAGGAUGGUGAGGUUGGGGAGCGUGGGAAGGAUGGUGAGGUUGGGGAGCAUGGGAAGGAUGGUGAGGAGGGUGAGGUUGGGAAGCAUGGGAAGGAUGGUGAGGGUGGUGAGGUUGGGGAGCGUGGGAAGGAUGGUGAGGAUGGUGAGGUUGGGGAGCGUGGGAAGGAUGGUGAGGAUGGUGAGGUUGGGGAGCGUGGGAAGGAUGGUGAGGUUGGGGAGCCAGGGAAGGAUUGUGAGGUUGGGGAGCGUGGGAAGGAUGGUGAGGUUGGUGAGCGUGGGGAGGAUGGUGAGGUUGGUGAGCGUGGGAAGGAUGGUGAGGUUGGGGAGCGUGGGGAGGAUGGUGAGGAUGGUGAGGUUGGGGAGCGUGGGAAGGAUGGUGAGGUUGGAGAGCAUGGGAAGGAUGGUGAGGAGGGUGAGGUUGGGAAGGAUGGGAAGGGUGGUGAGCAUGGUGAGGUUGGGGAGCGUGGGAAGGAUGGUGAGGUUGGUGAGGUUGGGGAGCGUGGGAAGGAUGGUGAGGUUGGGGAGCGGGGGAAGGAUGGUGAGGAUGGUGAGGUUGGGGAGCGCGGGAAGGAUGGUGAGGAUGGUGAGGUUGGGGAGCGUGGGAAGGAUGGUGAAGAUGGUGAGGUUGGGGAGCGUGGGAAGGAUGGUGAGGAUGGUGAGGUUGGGGAGCGUGGGAAGGAUGGUGAGGUUGGGGAGCGUGGGAAGGAUGAUGAGGUUAGGGAGCGUGGGGAGGAUGGUGAGGUUGGUGAGGUUGGGGAGCGUGGGAAGGAUGGUGAGGGUGUUGAGGAUGGUGAGGUUUUGGAGGAUGGUGAGGGAAGGGGGCGUGGUGAGAGUGUUGAGGAUGGCAAGGGUGUUGAGGGUGUUGAGAGUGUUGAGGGUGUUGAGGCUGGUGAUGGUGUUGAGGGUGUUGAGGGUGGUGAGAGUGUUGAUGGUGUUAAGGGUGUUGAGGGUGGUGAGGGUGGUGAGUGUGGUGAGGGUGGUGAGUGGUGA